Molecule: messenger RNA, 1350 nt
Organism: Anopheles maculipalpis
Lineage: Eukaryota; Metazoa; Arthropoda; Insecta; Diptera; Culicidae
Exons: 4
Coding region: 1-1350 (449 amino acids)
Source: RefSeq, a predicted model, not a curated record
AUGAAGUCCCUAGUAGUUCUCCUCUGCCUGGUGGCGAUUGCAAGCGGUGAUAUAGCCCAUGUACGAAACUGGUUUUCUCACCUCUUUCAUAAAGAUAGGCCCUCUCAAAGUGAGACAAACCAAAUCCAGCAACAAAUUAUUCCUCAACAAAAGCAGGCGCCAAUUUUCAGCGGUAACUUGCGAAUGGUUCGUGAUGAUGAUGAUGAUGACGAUGAUGGCGAGCAACAACAUUUGCAAAACAUACAAAAACUACAAGAUCUACUGCUGACGCCCCAGCAAAGCCUAGCUAUAAGGGAGGGUCAGCUUGAGGCACAACAGAAACAACUGCAACAGUUCAAACGGUAUCUGCAGCAGGAAAGGGAGGACGAAGAUGCAAAACAAGAAGGUAGACAGCAACAGCAAAAGAAUUUGAAAGAAUUGCGAAGCCAAGAGCACCUUGCGCUGGGACUUCGCCGGCGAGAGGAAGACGAGCAGCAACAGCAAAUCGAAGAGCAGCUGGUACAACAACUAAAACACAUUGCAAAAGAGAUGCAGAUUCAAUUGGAAACAAGAGAAUACAAUCGGUUUGCCAAAUAUCUGCAGCAGGAACAGCAACAACAAAAUCAACAAGGACAACUAAGACAACAGGACGAUCAGGAACCACAGUACGAUGACCAAGACGAGAUAAUAGAAGAGUUUAAACAGGUUGAGCAGCAUCUACUACAGCUACUGCAAGAGAAAAUAGAAGAACAACAGCAGCAACAGCAGCAGCAACACCAGAAACAUCUGCAGCAGGUGCAGCAGCAGCACCAGGAUCACCAGCAUGAUCAGAACCAGCAACACCAGCACCAUCUGCAGCAGGAGCAGGACCAGCACCAGCAGCACCAGCAGCAGGAGCAGCAACAGCUGCUGCAGCUACAACAGCAGCAGCCACAACAGCGGCAACAACACCAGCAUCAGGAUCCACAGGACCCGCAGCAUCAAGAUCCGCAGGACCCACAGCAGCAGUGGCUAAAGCAACAACAACAACAGGUAAAACAUACCGUAAAUCCAGAUCAGUUUAAGCAAGAUAUUGAAGAAUGGAAACAAUUUGGCAGAUAUUUGAAGCGUAAAAUGGAGAUAGAAGCGGAAAAACAGAAGGGUCGAGAACAGCAGGAAGAGAACUUGCGACAGCUAAGACGACAGGAGCUACUAAAGAGAGGUUUCAUUCCUGACGAAGCAAAAGAGUUGCGACAAGAGCUGAAAGAGAAGCUGGUACAGCUACUGAAACACUUUGCCAAUGUGCUGCAGAUUAAGCUGGAAAAGGAAGAAUUCGAACGGUACGGAAACUAUCUGCAACAGGAACAGGAAAAACUGCGACAAAGAGGAUGA